CUGCACCUCAAAAUCGCAGGAUCAUGAGAGGUCAUGCUCUUUUCGAAUCUACUUCGAAUGCUUCGAAGGAAUAUUGGCUCUGAUUAGUUGAUGUUAUUCCAACGUGAGCGGCAAAUGAAGGAAUGCGGAUUUCAUUCUACGCAUCCACUCUCCGAAAUCGUAGUUUCCAAACAAGUUGCCGAUGUUGCCGAUGUUGCCUCGACAGAACACCCACACCGCUGUACGUGCCUUUAGCCUCAUGUGUUAAUAGUUCUCAACCUCUUUUCACAUUUGUAGCAUCUUCCGUGUUCUCCAGCUGGAUCAUGUACAUCGUGCUUGACACUUUGUUUCGGGAUUAUGUGUGAUAGAAGAAAGAGGCAGUACCACACCGCUUGAUGAGUAACAGGGUCAAAUCCCCGUACUCGGAAUUUUGAGGCAACAACCUAUAAAUAGUUGCGAUGCCAUGAAGGAGCAUGCGUUUGUCAUCUUUCGAAACUCAUCAUGGGAUCUUCUCUGUCAUCACUCUCACUUGGGAGGACCCGAGGUGUAAUAGGACAUUUGUCUGAGCGUCCGAUCCAAUGAAACGAUUUAUGAGGAACACCGAGCGUGUGCACGUCUCAGCUCGAACGAAAGUUGAUUUUGAAGGCGGCUGGGUUUGUUGUUUUCAAAAUGAGGCUCUCUGCGUGUAUAAAAGACGAUUUCAAACGAAGAUAAACGAUGACAGUAAUGAUAACAUCGUGGCAGAACUUGUUCUGUGCUGCAUCCCCGACUUAAUAGAACUUACAUGUGACGCCAUCAUUUGCGUCGGAACAGGGGUAUAUUAUGUGGUUAAAGCCAUGGUCCCGAAAUCUCGUAAAUCGAAAUCCCAUCGUAGAAAGUCAAGAUCAAAACGGGACCGAUACAUCCCUGUGUCCAGUACACAAUCUUUUGUCCCACUAAGCCGGAGGGCAUAAAGUCCGAAUUAGAGGCGAUCCACAUAUUUAGACGACACCUUAGAGCACACUCCUCUCCAGCAGGACUGGGUAAUACUGUGAACAGUGACACAUCAGAAUCUCAGUACGUGCCUCGCGGCCUUCUACAGACUGCGUGAAAUGACAUGGGAAAUCAUCACUGCACUUGUUCUCCCUUUGUGCGGAGGAGCAUCAUCUGUGUUAUGAAUAAUGAAUGAAUCCGAACAGAAACA
Messenger RNA from Somion occarium, 1162 nucleotides. The record is from the annotation of a GenBank genome assembly. Lineage: Eukaryota; Fungi; Basidiomycota; Agaricomycetes; Polyporales; Cerrenaceae.